Molecule: messenger RNA, 429 nt
Organism: Apaloderma vittatum (bar-tailed trogon)
Lineage: Eukaryota; Metazoa; Chordata; Aves; Trogoniformes; Trogonidae
Gene: MARCHF2
Product: membrane-associated ring finger (C3HC4) 2, E3 ubiquitin protein ligase
Exons: 3
Biological process (GO): protein ubiquitination
Molecular function (GO): zinc ion binding; ubiquitin-protein transferase activity
Source: RefSeq, a predicted model, not a curated record
UUGAAAUCUUUAGGGGGUGAGAAUGACGGUCCCAUCUGUCGAAUCUGUCAUGAAGGUGGAAAUGGGGAGGGACUGCUUUCCCCGUGUGACUGCACAGGAACACUGGGCACCGUGCACAAGAGCUGCCUGGAAAAAUGGUUAUCCUCCUCCAACACAAGUUACUGUGAGCUCUGCCACACAGAAUUUGUUGUAGAGAGAAGACCGAGACCUUUGACAGAGUGGCUGAAGGACCCCGGUCCCCGCAACGAGAAGAGGACCCUUUUCUGCGACAUGGUGUGUUUCCUCUUCAUUACUCCCCUGGCAGCGAUCUCCGGCUGGCUGUGUCUGCGCGGCGCCCAGGAUCACCUGCAGUUCAACAGCCGCCUGGAGGCCAUCGGACUCAUAGCACUAACUAUAGCACUUUUCACAAUCUACGUCCUUUGGACGCUG